This is a messenger RNA of Saprolegnia diclina VS20, 836 nucleotides long. RefSeq lists its product as hypothetical. Bases 8 to 784 code for a protein of 258 amino acids. The record is from RefSeq and is a predicted model, not a curated record. NCBI's taxonomy places the organism in Eukaryota, Oomycota, Saprolegniomycetes, Saprolegniales, Saprolegniaceae. The transcript has a single exon.
CUGCAAGAUGCGCAAGAGGCUCACAAUUCAACUUUCGCGCUUCUUGCCACUCAUGAGCCAAGCGACUUCGACGACGACGGCCACCACCGAGUGCUUCUUCAAUGGCUGCACCAACAGCGUCAUGCACGGGUCAUGGAAGUGCGAGUUCCACAAGAACCGCGCCAAGUGCACGGGCUCGUCCACGUGCCACAACCAGGUCUUUGCCCGCAACCUCUGCGUGCGCCACGGCGGCAAGAAGCCCUGCAUCCACUCGGGCUGCACGGGCAACGCGCGCAUUGGCAACUACUGCUCGCGCCACGGCGCGUCGACCUCCAAGAAGAUGUGCACCGAAGAGGGCUGCACCAAGGUCGCCCACGCCCGCCAAAAGUGCGUGCGCCACGGCGGCGGCCGGCGCUGCCGCAUUGAGGCCUGCGAAGCGCACGCGCGCAACGGCGGCUUUUGCUUCCGCCACAGCCGCCUCCAGGCCGCGGGCUUUUCGCUCAAGGAGCGCAUCGAUAUGACGCCGCCGACGACACCGCCGCCGACGACCAAAGCCGCGCAAACCUUUAUGAGCCUCAUGCCCGUCAUCAAGGACGAAGCGACGCCCGUGAUGCCGAGCUACGAGUGGAAGCCCAUGAUGGACGUGACCGAGUCGGACGAGAUGCUCAUGGAAAUCUUCCUCGGCAAGCCGACACCGAUGCACACGUUCGAGCUGCACGACGACGUCUUCAGCCACGAAGCCUUCUUCGACCCCAUGAUGUCGCUCGUCGACAUUGACGGCAUCCCCGUCGGCACGUGGAUCUAAGCCACGACACCGUUCUUAUUUAUGAUUCUUAUACACUAUUGUUGCCCAACGA